AUGAAUAUUUCUUUUUGUCCAGCCAGAACCACGGCCAUUGGUAAUAAUUGGUCCUCAAUCCAGACAACUCAGUUGGCGAAACCUUUAGUAUUGGAUACAUCAAAUAUUAAAAUUGCCAGAUAUUAUGAGGGGAAGACAGACGAUGAAGAUGACGAGGAGGGCGAGGGUAAUGAUAAUGAUAAUGAGAAUCAAGAUAAAUUAGAGGGAAUACCAGAGGAGCCAAUAGAAACACAAGAAACAAGCGAUACCCCGCUGUCUGAAAGUGAGGAUGGAGACUCACCUUCACGGGAGGAAGAUAUAUCCAAGGAGGAAGGGAAUGAAGAUACAUAUGACUUAGAAGAACAACCUCGGUCUCCCGAAAGCGACAAGCCCCCAUCGACAACAGGUGAAUUGACUGACUCGAAGUUGAUAGAGUCGACCGCGACUCCAGAAGAAAGUCUAGCGAAUGAUAAUACAGAAGCAGUGCCGGAGCCAGAAUCGAAUGAUAGUCUAGAAAAUCCUUCCGAUCCUACUCCAAAUACAUCAGAUGACGUCCCCCCUUCCAUUCCAGACGCUCCACCAUCAGAAGACAAACGGGACGACAGAUAUGCACUUAGUAAAAUAGAAUCCUGUCAAUCGCAUCCGUCAAAUCAUUCAGUUCGUUUCGCCGACGACAUAGCGUCAACAAGUUCCAGAUCAAGAGACAAGAGGAGCAAGAGGAGCAGUAAGGAUAGAAAGCCACCUGUGCCCGAAGUUCCAAGCAAACCCGAGUCUUUAUUGAGUAAGAGAGUUAAAAGGAGCAGGGAAAGCUCACGGUCUACUGAAGAUGGACUACGAGGGGAGAAAAGGAAGGCAAAGGACAGGAAAGAGAAAGGCGACGCUAAGAAAAGUAGGAGCAAAGGAAGGGAUGCUUCUAAAAUGGCAUUAGUGUCAAUACUGAAACCUUCGGAAACGGCAAUACAUGAUGAGUCCAUACCAGCUGAAAAUAGUGGUGAUGAAGCAGUCCAGGAGCCACAGACAAUUCCAGAUCUUGUUCAGCCAGUAUCAGAUCCAGGCCCCCCACCCCUACCCGAAGAUAACCCAAGUGAGAAUAUAGAGGCCGAAGGAAUAGUACCAGUACAAGAGAACUUACCAACACAACUUGAAGAACAUCCAGACACCGAGGAGACACCAUCAACCAGUGAUGUACCAGCUUCAGAUGACGUAAAGGAAGAAGAGGGAAACGUUGCGAGCAUGCAAAACAAUCAAGCCGUCUCCGAGGAACAUGUAGCUACAGAAGAGGCGUCCACAACUGAUGUGCCAAUAGCAGAAGAUUCACAGGUGGGAGGUGGAGAGAUUCCGAGCACAGAAGACAAUCCCGAUGCCAUUGAGAAACCUCAUGUUGAUGAGGAAGUUCCUGUUACAAACGAAACGGUUGAAGUUGAUGAUGAUAAGCUCAUGACUGCAAAUGGGAUCGAGAUCAAUGCGGAAGAGCCCAACAGUGAGGUUGUUUCGGAAGCUGCAGUGGAAAGUCCUAUCGAUGACGAGGAGAGUUCUUUACCAGAUGAAAACGAUUCACAAGAUCCUGAAGUAACUGAAAAGAGCUCAAGCAGCGAAAAUAUUCCAACUGGUACCGAGGAGAUGUCAGCCCCUGGGGAAGAGGCCUUAGAACCUGUCGAAUCCACACCAACAACUGUCACCGGCGAAGAAGUUCCAAGCCCCCUGCAGACACCUACAAAAAUCGAUGAGCCUCAACCAGAGGAUAAUACUCACUCUAGUGAUGACCCGGCUAUUCUGGAAGAAAGUGCACAUAAUGAUGAGGAAGUACCACCUCCCUUCGAAGAUAUAUCCGGGGACAAAGUUGAAUCAAACUCCCAAGCCGAACUUGAUGCGAACGAGAAACCAAUCGAGGAAAAAUCUUCUGAAGAACCCGUUUCUGAAGAAGCCUCCGAUCCAAGCGAGCCAGUAUCCCUACCUGCCCAGGAGCCAGUAAUGAUCGAAAGUGAUGUUCAAGACGAGGAGAAAGAAGAAUUAGAUGACGCCAAUCAUGAGACUUUGGAUACUCCAGAAGAAGUUGUUCCAGACCAAACAGGCACAGAAGAUUCAAAAGAUGAGCCUAUUCAACCAACCGAAGCCGAAACGCCUAGUCCCGAAGAAGCUGGACCCGAGAGUGUUGAAAUUCUGGAAGAGGCAGAUAAUCAUACCGAUGAAGAAUCUAAGCCAAAAGAACCUUCUCCUCAGCCAACCGAGGACAACCAGGCGGAAACAGAGCCUAACAAUAUCGAUACCAAUAUUCUGACCCCUGAGGAUCCGACUGGGACUACCGAGACUAAUGAGCUGGCAGAUCACGUGGAAGACUCUAAUGUCGAGGAUGAUGUCACUCAGGAAUUAGCACAAUCAAGCGAUUCUGAUGACAGUCCAGCCAUUGAAAAAAAGGUUGCUGGAGAUUCUACCGAGGAGAGUUCUGAAAUCAGCCCAGAUACAGAAAGCGUUGAAACCAACGAUGACGUCCUAGAUAUUCCAGCUACAAUCGAAAAGUCACCUCAGAGCCAAGAAGAUGCUCUCGUUAACUCCGAAGCUCUGGAAUCUGAUGCAAAAGUCGAACAAUUGUCAAUCGAGAGCGAAAAUGUUCAACAAACUCCAGUCAAAGACGAAGCUUCGGAAGAGAGUCCUUCGGAUGAUUCACAAGCCGUAAUCGAGGGAGAUUCAACACCAGAAACUUCCGUGGCAGUUGAAGACAUGUCUACUGAUACGGGAGAAAGCAAUGAGAGUCCAGAAAACGAAGAAACGCCGAUGACAAUUGAUCAAACCUCCAACGAGACAGAAAGUGCUCCAGACUUACCGGAAUCUGAAGAAAGUCCAACAGAGAUUGAGGAAUGUCAAGAACCACAAGCGAAUGACGAUACGGUAAAACAACUCGAGAACGGCGCUGUACCGUCGGUGGUUCAGGAUGACUUGGAGCCGGAAAAUGUCUCAUUAGGAGAUGUUGAAGAUGUUCAUGAAUCAUCCGAGGAUGACGAGAUAGCAGAUUUACUCAUGCCUGAACAGGAUCCUGUAGUGAUUGAGGAGACAUCCAACCAUCCAGAAAACGUGCCGAUAGAAGAUGCUUUAGACAAGAUAGAAGCGAUCCAAGAAUCUCCAGAAGCCGGCCUAAUGCCUGAGGCUGACAAUGAAACCAUUCCUGUCAAUACAGAAAAUACUUCGGAACAACCAAGCGAGGAAUCACAAGUUGAAUCUGGAGAGGAACAGCUUUCCAAUGAAACUCAAGAAUUGCCAGCUAGCAAUGAACAGCAAAUGGAAAUCCAUCAAGAUCCUCCUCAAGAUCCGAAUGAAAGUCUCGCACAAACAACUCCAGAUAAUACCAAUCCCGAGCCAAUUGAAGAACCUCGAACCGAGCUUCCUUCUACCGAGCAUGAUGACGAAAUCGAGGUGAAAGAGUUAAAGGAAUCCGAUUCAAUCGAAUCGGAAAACGAGGCAUCAAGUUGGGAUGGCGAUUCAAAUGAUGAAGAUUCAGAAUCUGAUAACGAACACGAGGACGAAAACUCAUCUGUUACCGAGGAAAAUGGCCCUGAAACGGCAGGGAGUGAGGAGGAACAUUUGCAUGAGACGGAAGAAAUAAAUGCUCCGGUUCUCACCAACGAAUCAGAUGAAGUCCAUGUUCCUUCCUUGGAUAAUGCACCCAAAUCAUUGGACGGAGAGGCUGAUGUUCAACAUGAUGAAACAGCCAAUAUAGAUAAUACCAAUAAUCCUAUUCCUGGAGAGGAAUCCGUCGAGGACAUCCCCGAGUCCGUAGAGGAGAACAAUCAGCCAGCUGUAACAGCUACCGUUGGAGAUCCCGAUACUCCUGUUCACGAGGAAGAAUAUACCGAAGACCCGCAGGUACCCGUUGCGGACAACCUUUCCGAAACGGUGGUUGAGAAGGAUGAUGUUCAGCCAAGCGAAGAUAUCGAUAUUGCAGAAGUUCACGAACCCGAAAAAGAAGUUAUCGAAAAUACAGAGGCCCCUGCCAUUGAAAGUCUUCCCGAAUUAGUCAGUGAAGGAGAUAAAGAUAUCGAGAAAUCGGAUACCAACCCAUCCCCGGAAAUUGACAAUCCUACCCAAGAGUUAGGAGAAGACCCAGGAACACUCGUUAUCGAAGGUGAUACUCCCAAGGCAAUUGUCGAGGAAGAAGGACUAGUACACUCAGAAGAAGCAAUUCAUGAUGAGGAGACCGAAAUUCCAGUGCCCGAGGGUGAAUCUGACCAGAGCCCGGAUGCCCCUGCCAUGGAACCUUCCGAGCCAGUCAGCGAGGAACCCUCGGUUGAGAUCAUGGAAAAUGUCCCGUCCCAGGAGCCUGACAGCCCUGUUUCUGAGCAAGGGGCAACUGAGGUACCAGAAGUCUCCGUCAAUGAGGAAAAUGAGCCCGAACCAGUUGUCGAAGACAAAGAACCUAUUCAGCCCAAAGAAAGCGUCUCAAAUGAAGAUCACAACCCUCCAGUCCAUGAAGAACAGCCAGUUGAAGCGCAUGAAUCUCCUGCAGCCCCGGAAGAGGUAGAGAGCGAUGAUAUCACUGGUGAUGUUGCUGCUAUCACAGAAAACGAGACCCAAGCGAUCGAUGACCCCCAUCCACCCGUGGAAGAGGAUAAGCAGAUUAUUGAGAAUGUAGAAGCUCCAGUUGAACCAGAGUCUAUUCCCAUCGACGCUACACCUCUUGAGACAGUGGCAGAUAAAGAACCAUCAAUAGAAGCGCCCGAAGAGGAGGAAGCUCUAGAAAAAGAUGCUGAUCCCGAUUCAACACAUAUAGAGACUGUUCCAAUCGAAGAGCCUUUGACUGAAGAUCUUCCUACUGAGGAGCCCCUUGCUGAGAAUCCGCUUACUGAAGAGCCCGCUGCUGAGAAUCCUCAUACUGAAGAAUCUGCUACCGAUCCAAUCCAGGAAAAUCCAGCUGAACCAGAGCCUGAGCCCACACCAAGCGAGCCUAUUUCCGAUCCAGCCGAGGAAUCAGCUCCUUCAGAAUCUCCUAUAGAACCAGAAGCCAGUAAGUGUCCCGGAGGAUUUGAAUUCCUCUCAAACUGGGCUUUGGAUCCCCUACGCCGAGCUUCCCCAGAAAAUAACAAGCUUAUCGAUUUAUCUCCAGCAGCCAGCGAUCCCCCUUCAGAGCCUGUGGUUAUGGAAGAAAUUUCCCCUGAACCCGCCCCAGUUGAUAAUUUCGAGGAACCAGUGAUUGAAAGCAAUCCCGAGCCAGAGAGCGUUAAGACAGAAAGUCCUAUUGAACCCAGCCCAAUCAUAAAAACUCCCCAAGCACCUACCAAACCCAUUGAAAAUUUGGAGGAUGGGGAACAAGCACCACCUGGUACGUUAGAUCUUGGAGACCUUGGAUCCAUUCUCGUUUUGGGUCUAGAAUUUACAAUAGCCCAAUGUUUUAGAGAUAGUGUGGCCCAUUUCCAAUUUCCCCUUAAUCCUUCAGUCCCUGACGCUAAGUUUUAUGCAGAGUCUGAACCUACACAACUUGAUGUCGUUGAACCAACUGAGGAGAUUCAGGGCGAGGAACAGGCUGAGGUUGUUGAGACAACAAAUGAAGAUCCGGCAGCUCAAGAAUUAGUCGUUGAGCAAGCUGAAGAGGCUGUAGCUCAAGAACCAAUAGAAGAAUUGGCUGUUGAGCAAGUUGAAGAGGCUGUAGCUCAAGAACCAAUAGAAGAAGUACUGAUUGAGCAAGCUGGAGAGGUUGUGGUUCAAGAACCAAUUGAAGAAGAAGCUGUUGAGGAAGCUAAAGAGGUUACGGUUCAAGAGCCAAUCGAAGAAGUAACCUUUGGGCAGGCUGAAGAGGCUGUGGUUCAAGAACUUGCUGGGGAGCCAGCUACUGACCAACUCCCCGAUAAUACCACUAGCGAGGCGCCAAUACUCGAUUCAUCUACAGUUGAGACUGAAAAAGAGCCGGUUGUCCCGGAACCAACCAUCGAAGCACCGAUUGAAGAACCCGUCGUCGAAAGUGCCCAGGAAUCAGUGGAGGUAUCCAGUGAACCAGAUCUCGAACAAACCGUCGAAGAAGCCAGCGUUACACCGCCGAACGAAGAGCCCGUCGCCCUAGUGGCUGAACAGCCGAUUGAUGAGACAGUUGAUGCGGAAGCACUACCUUUAGAGGAGCCAGUGAUAGAGGGCGCUGUUGUGGAACAAACUACAGAAACCAAAGAGGCACCCGAGGACUCUGUCGAAGAUCUAUCGUCUGAUCCACCUGCGGCCCCAACAGUAGAAGAAGUCCCCGGGACUAAAGAAAUUCUACAGGAAGUCAUUGAGGAGUCCCCUGCUCCCUCAGAUCCCAUACAAGAGCAAAGCGAGUCUCCAAAGGAGGACAAGCCAAAGGAAGUCGAAGACUUUGAGGCUGUUGCCCUUGCUGGACUUGCAGGUGCAGCCGCAGGUGCAGCGGCGGCCAAGGCCUUGGACGACAAGGACAAUGACGAACCAAUAGCUGAUCAGCCUUUGGUAAAUGAGCCGGAACGCAUUAAAAAUCGAGAGGAUAAAGGAGCUGAGUCUCCCUCAAAAUCGGACAAAUUGGAUAAAGACAGACGCAGACACAGGAGCUCGAGGCACCACUCAUUCAGUAACCACAACUCAACCAAAUAUGGUGAAUAUCCACCUUCCAGCAGACCAGAAGAACAGCCAAGACGCCGAAGACAUUCUCACAGCCACAGAACCAGUGGCGCAACUAGUGAUAGAGAAGAGGAUAAAGAGAAUUAUCGUAGCCACAGAUCUAGUCAGAAGGAAGAUGAUAAAGAGAGACCAGAACGUUCUCAUCGCCGACGAUCUAGCCAUAGGGAAGAUGAGCCCGAGCGUUCUUAUCGACGUAGGUCUGGCCGUAAAGAAGAAAAGGAAGAUAAAGAGGAGCCAACCCGUGGUAUUUCUCCAGCAAAGCAAUCUCCAGAUCGUCGAGAUAGUGCUAUUGAGGGUGUGGACGAUGAACGUGAACGUCGCCGACGCCAUCGUAGAGACCGCAAUCGAGAGGAGCAGGAAGAGCACGACAGGAAAAAGGAGGAACGCCGAGCAGCUAAAAGAGAGGCAGCAAUCAAGGCCGAAGAAGCCUUCAGAGCAGAAGAAGCACGAAAAGCUGAGGAAGAGGCACGAAAAGCUGAGGAGGAGGAAAGAAAAGCUGAGGAGGCAUUGCAAAAGAAAAAAACUGAAUCCAUUCCGUUAUCCGCCGCUCCAAAGCGGUCAAGAUCACGAAGAGAAAGCAUUUCAAAGUCAUACUCAGUCACUCCGCAUGAAAGUGACGGUAUUCGAUCCCGACUUCUUAGUCUCAAGAAGCGUGUUCAAAGCGAAGUUACCAGUCCAUUUAUAGCAAACGACGAGCCACAUAUCAAGGAGAAGCUUACCCCCGUCACACGUCCCAGAAGAGACUCCAUUGUUGAUGAACCGGGCCUUCCUCAGUUCGAUGUUACACCAGAACGCCCGAAGAUGAGUUCUAAUACGAGAAAAUCAUCUCGAUCAUAUCCACAUCAAUCUCACUCGUCGUCUCGCAGAGAGUCUGAACGAACUCAUAGUUCUAGGAAAGAGCCAAGUCGAGGAGAUUCUACCAGGGAGAAGUAUAAUACGGAGGAGGAGAAGGAGGCAAGAAGGGCUCGCAGGGAGAUGAAAAGACAAGAAAAACUUGCCAAGGAAGAGGCGGAAGCAGAAAAUAGACUCCAAAGAGAGAAAGACGAUGAGUUGAGGCGUCAAAAUCGUGAGGAGAGACGAAGAAGGCGAGAAGAAAGAGAUAGUGAGGAACGCGAGGCCAAGGAGCGAGAGGUUAGGAAUCGAGAACUGGAGGAGAAAAGUGACAAAUCAUUGGAACCAUUCCCCGAAAAUGAUGUCGACAACGGAGAAUCGAAACCUAGCUCGAGGCCAGUCACUCGGGAAAGACGACCGACAAGACACCAUUCGAAUUCUUAUAGUUCACGAGGCUCUCGUCCAGAAGUACCCACAUCCCGAGGCUCUCGUACAUCGGAAAAGCCAGCGGAAAAACCAAAGAGUGCUUUCAAGAGCUUUAUGACAUUGGGGAAAAAGGUCUUUGCUUCGGAAAAGCAUUGA
This is a messenger RNA of Botrytis fragariae, 7998 nucleotides long. RefSeq lists its product as uncharacterized. The record is from RefSeq and is a predicted model, not a curated record. Gene Ontology annotation, molecular function: ubiquitin protein ligase activity; protein binding. NCBI's taxonomy places the organism in Eukaryota, Fungi, Ascomycota, Leotiomycetes, Helotiales, Sclerotiniaceae. Gene Ontology annotation, biological process: mRNA processing; protein ubiquitination; ubiquitin-dependent protein catabolic process. The transcript has 13 exons. Gene Ontology annotation, cellular component: nucleus. Bases 1 to 7998 code for a protein of 2665 amino acids.